This is a messenger RNA of Drosophila arizonae, 3758 nucleotides long. It is a transcript of the gene cindr, whose product is annotated as CIN85 and CD2AP related. Gene Ontology annotation, molecular function: protein binding. The record is from RefSeq and is a predicted model, not a curated record. Lineage: Eukaryota; Metazoa; Arthropoda; Insecta; Diptera; Drosophilidae. Gene Ontology annotation, biological process: actin filament organization; cell migration.
CCGCUGUUUCUUAAUGUUAUAUAUUUUCUGUGUUAUGUAUAUAUACAUAUAUUUUAAUUAAUUCCCAUUCUGGUUCUUUAGCUGCGAAUAGGGUCAAAAUAAAACACGCAAAAAGCGUUUUAAUUCCGAGUAAAAAAUACAAAGAGAAACAAUUUAUAAGCGUGUCUGUCUUCUGUCUGUGCCUCUCUCGUGCAUCUGUGAGUGUGUGUGUGUGUGUGUAAACAGAAGAACGCGCGUGAUUCAUACCUUGAUACACCGGGGGCGGCACAGGAAAAGUCGUCGACUGCGCGUGUUGUUGUUGGCCCGAAAGACACGGACACGGAGUCCGUCCAUUGAACUGCCGCGGCUGACGGCAACGGCGGCGACGACGACGACGGCAACGGCUGGUGCUGCUGCUGCGACGCGACUGCGACGCAAUUGCUUCCUGGCGAAACGACAACAACAACAACAACAUGGACAAAUCAAUCUGUGCAAUAGUGGAGUACGAGUAUACUGCCAAGGAACCAGAUGAACUGGAUCUACACAAGGGUGCCAUCAUACAUCGCAUCAAACAGAUGCCCGGCGGCUGGUGGCAGGGCACACUGAAAUCCUCCGGCGUAACGGGCAUGUUUCCGGAUAAUUUUGUUCGUGUGCUGGAGCCCAGCAGCAAUGGCAACCACAGUGAUGACAGUGCGGCGGUGCAGCUCAGGGAGAAAUCAGCGACAUCGAACCGUCGCUGUAAAGUCAUCUACAGUUACACACAAGUCAACGACGACGAACUGACGCUGGCCGUGGGUGAUGUCAUUGAAUUCCUAGGGGAGGUCGAGGAAGGCUGGUGGCGCGGACGUUUGCGCAGCAAAGUUGGCGUAUUUCCCUCAAAUUUUGUGCAACAUAUCGAGCCAUCGCCGAUUUUGGCCUCCAAGCGGCCGCCAACCAUUGGUGCAACGGUCACGACAUCGGCGCUAACAGCAAAAGCUGCCAACGUAGCGACAGCAGCAGCAGCAGCAGCGACAACAACGGCAACAACAGCAGCAGCUGCUCCUGCAGCAGCAGCGGUUGCACCUGCAACUACAGCCACAGCAAAGCAAUCGAAAAACAAAGCCACGGCAUCCACAGUCGCUGCGAGUGGAGCAGCUACUGCUGCUGCUGCGCCCACGUUACCACCGAAGCCACAUCGCGACAUUUGUCGCGUGGAGUUUCCCUAUGCGCCGCAGAACGAGGACGAGCUGGAGCUCAAGGUGGACGACAUUAUCAAUAUCAUCAGCAUGGAGCUGCCGGACAAGGGCUGGUGGAAGGGCGAGCUGAACGGCAAAGUGGGCGUCUUUCCCGAUAAUUUUGUCAAACUCUUGACGCCCUCAGAAGCGCCUCUGCCCCCUCCGCGUCCACGGCCACGCACACGCCGUGGUGGGGCAGCGGGUCCGGGAGUGGGAGCGGGACCGCAGCGCGGCGGCUCUUUCGAGUUCUUGGGCGCUCGCAUGGCCAGCUUUAUUACGACGAUUUUCGCGCCUAUUAACGAGCCAUCAACAGCAGCGGCAGCAGGCACAACGCAGCAAUCACAGCGCAAGAUAAGCAACACGAGCCACAUGACCACAACGAACUCCAGCAGCAGCAGCAGCACCACCACCACAGCGGUGACGCAGCAGCAGCAGCAGCAGAGCAGCGCUUCAACCACAUCGAAGGUCUAUAUCAAGAAGACGGGCAGCAGCAGCAAUUCSUCCACAACGGGACGCAAGGAGAGCUUCGGAUCGCGCGACUCCCUCAAUGAUAUACUCAGCGAAACGGGUCUGCCGAUCGGCACUGUGGCCGCCCAACGCAAGUCGCUGGAGAACAAGAACCUCGAUCUGAGCAAGCUGCCCGGUGGCGCUGGCAAGCAGCAGGGCGGCCAGAUCAUAACAACAACAACAGCAACCACUAGCAACAGCAGCAGCAGCAACACUUCAGCCUCGGCGUAUGCGGAACUGCGCAAGAGUCUGGACAAUAUGGAUGAGAAAAUAAAGUCGCCAACGCCGCCGGCGGUGGGCAAAAAGCCAAGUGUGCCGCUUAAGAAGACGCCCACGGGUGGAGUCACAGGCGGCAUUCUGGCCGGCGGCAUGAAGAAGAAGAGCGCUGAAAGUAAAUUAACCAGCGCCGUAUCGCAUGACGUCUCCGAUGGAUUGACUGGCAGUAAACUCUUAGGCGGACAGCUGCCCGAAGCGGGCGCAGCUGGCAGUGUGGUUAUGAGACGUGCUGCUACCAUAGCCGUUGAGGAUACGGACUUUGAUCGUGUGGAGCGCGGUUCAAUACUGCAGGACAUGCGCGCGGGUCGCGUCAAGGCGCCCAAACGACGACCGCCCUCGGCGGCCAUCAAUGUGGUGGGUGAGAGCAACAACAAUACGGUGUAUGUCAACGGCAGCGGCAUGGCCAGCAGCGCCAGCGAACUAAGUGAAGAUGGCGGCGCUGGCGGUGUUGGUGGCAAGCAGGCGACAGGCUCCUCGGAUGACAAUUCGAUGGGCGAGGAGCCGCAGCUGGCCAAGCCCAAGCCACGCGAAUGGGAAAAGAAAAAGGCACCCUGGAUGGAGGAGCUGAAAGCGUCGCAGGUGACUCGUAAAAAGACCUCGCCCAACGUUGAGCCCCGUGGCGGCCCAGUUUCCGUUGCUGAGCGCACCUCAAAGCUGUUUGCAAGCGAGCAAGCGACAGUCGUUACCAGCAGCAGUAGCAGCAGCAGCAAUACGACUGCAACGAAAGUGCAAUCGAGUGCGGUGACCUCCUCUAGCAUCAUGCAGCAGUCCAUGAUCGUGGAGAGCAGCACCAGUAGCAGCAGCAGCAGCCAAAAGMUGGAGUCAGCAACCACAAAUAUUAUAAACAGUAGCAGUAGCAGCAACAACGGCCACGAUGCCAUCAUGUCCAAGAGCAUGUCUGCAGCAAAGGCGACGGCGACAACUGCAGCAGCAGCAGCAGCAGCACCAGCAGUAGCACCAGUUGCCGCACCCACUGCCAUGAGCAGCGAUGAGGAGUCACGCGCGGCACGCCCCAAGAGCUUGUCGAUACGUAAUCGCAGCGUGUCGCCCCUGGUGAAGACGAGCAAUGCCAGCAGCACGCAGCAGGCGGAGAGGAGCACCAGCAACAAUGUCAGCGUGAACGACAGUCCGGCGACAGCUUUGCUCAACAACCAUCAGAGCAAUGCCGAUACCCUGCCACGAGUGCAAGAGCUCGAGUGCCGAUUGGAGAAGCUGGAGACGACGGUGUUGACGCAACAGCGCACCAUCGAGGAGCUGAUCCGGACGCUGCGCGAGGAGACGGAGCGCGUGCGGGUGCUGCGCGGCGAACUGGACAAAUACGCGCAGUGCGUGACGCAAGUUUGAAGCAGCUUGGAGUUCCAAUCACUCGGAACUCAGCCAAGUUCUGCCCAUAGUCGUGCUUGCACCCAGAUUGUUGUUUUUUGUUGGCCCGCUUAGCUGUGUGCGAUUGCUUUAGAGAUUUCUGUAGUUAAAAUCCAUUUUAGCUAGCCUUAAUCUAUGUGGUUUUCUUAAAUAGAAGCGAAAGUCGUGAAAUGAAGCUGUCAAUAGAACUUAUUGUUUAUUUUUACAUUCCAAUGCUUGUCAAACCGUGUGGCAAACCGUAUCGAAGACAAUCCCAAUAUUGUAGAGCGUAUACGAAAAUCAAAACUGAACUUGUACUUAUCAACCGAAAUAUCAAAUUUCAAUGUUAAAUCCCAGCUAGUUCACAGCGAGCUGCCUUUUAUCCAUAUAUCCAGUAGAUAACACUAUAAAUAUAUAUAAACUAUAUAAUUCUAUGAUUAU